UUGUUUGUUCCUUGGUCACAUGAGUCAGGAGUCGAGUCAGCGCAGCAUUCAUAUCAGCAGACGAUCGAGGAUCAAUUCAAGGGGAUCAAGCUUCAAAGAGAAAGUAGAGAAAAUUACGUAUCAAAAAUGUUAUUUAGGAAUGUGAUCUCUAUUUUAUUGAUAUUUGGAACACCUUCAUUAGUCCUUGGAUGCGGGUUUCCCCCAGACCUAUGGUGCAGCUCACCAGAAAUUUCUGAAAAGUGUGGGGUAGAGAAGCAGUGUUCAUUGUGGCAUUCUAAACAGGCUCUUACUGAUGUUCCACUUGUGCGUUAUGAGCUUUAUUAUGAGUCUCUGUGUCCUGGUUGUAAACAGCUCAUCCUCACACAACUUUACCCAGCUUGGCUGAAAGUUCAGAGCAUUGUCAAUGUCACUUUGGUACCCUAUGGUAAUGCCCAGGAGAACAAAUAUGGAGGAAAAUGGAACUUCACGUGCCAGCAUGGUCCUGCAGAAUGUGUUGGGAACCUAGUUGAAACAUGUAUCUUGUCGAUCCUGCCCUUUGAUAAAGCAUUUCCAUUCAUCCACUGUCUCGAAACGUACAACCCUUCAACUGAUGGAAAAUAUUGUGCAAGUUUGUAUAAUCUGUUAUCCUAUUGGCCAUCCAUUGAAGAAUGCAGCACUGGACCUAAUGGAAAUUCACUUGAGCAUGAUAUGGCUGUUAAGACAAACGCCUUGAACCCACCUCAUCAGUAUGUACCAUGGGUUGUACUCAAUGGAGUUCACAAUGAAGAAAUCCAAAGUCAAGCAGAAUCAGAUUCACUUGCACUCAUCUGCAAUGCAUAUCAGGGUGUGAAACCAGCUGGAUGCACUAAAACAGGUUUUAUAAGAAGUCCAGUUAAAAAAAUUCUCUGAAAUUAGAAAGGUUUGCAUUGUGGUAUGAACAAUUGCUGGAGUGAUUUACGGUGCCCCAUGGUGUACUGUAAACCACUUCCGCAAAGAAUUUUCUAAUUUUUAUUCUCUAGUUAAAACAAAAAGAUACAUGUAUUGCAGAGCUUGGGACUAUUUCACAAAGCAUCCUGUCAAUGAUUUGCAGUGACGAAUUUGCUCUCAGCUAAUCAAGAUCUAGGGGGAUUUUUACUAGUUUGUAAUGGUUCUAAGUGAAUACCAAUACAAAGCUUGCUUCAUGAAACAUAUAAGGACUUCAGGUUAGCCUGAAAAAUGAUCUAUUAGAUGAUCUGAGUAUUGGACCAUCUGUUAGUAGACCAAGUGGCUUUAGCUACAAAGCACAUCCCAGAAAAAGAAGAAAGGAAGAAUUAUUGGUACUUUAGCAUAACUUAAUCACAAAUGAAAGGACCUAUCACUGUAAAGGUCAUAGAAUCUCCUCAUUCAUCUGAUAUAUGUAGAUGAUUAUUCAUUCUCGCAUGAGUGAGCAAAAAUAAUAUGAAAGAAAGAUCCCAAAAUGGUACCUCAGUCAAAGAAAAUAUCCCAAGAAUAGCAAAUUUUUGUUCCUUUGAAAUAAUACUUUCAUUUUCAUGAUUUCAUCAAAGAAAUUGCAUUUUCAUUGUCUGCUUACUUUAGCUAUUGUAUCAUUAACAAAAUACUUCAUGGCUGAUCCUCAACAAACCAGAGUAAUGGGUUAGUGUGACAGAUAUCCUUCAAAUGUCCUCAUUUACGAAUAUUUUUGAAAUUCAUUCAUUAUUUAAAAAAAAGCAGAACUUUUUUAUAGUCCAUAUUCUUUUAUAUUUAUGCUCACACAUGCGUGAAUGAAUAGUCAUCUAAAUGAUAUCAGAUGAAAAGAGAGACCAAAAUGGGUAAUUAUAUCUCAUUUGUUAUUAAGUUCUGCUAAAGCUUCAAUACUUGGUUUCAUUUUAUUCCGGGAUGCACUGUAUGAUGGUGUUGACGAUAUAAAACAACAACUGCCAGUUGACCAAGUGGGUUAAGCUAUAAUAAAUAAAUGGUUUUUAAUGAGUAAACAAUAUGAGUAGUUGAGAUAUGAAUAUCCCUAUGAAACCAAUUGUUUCAUUACAGCUGAAAAAAAUGGGUGACUCACUGGAAAUUUUGAAGAACAUGUCUUUUGAUUAGUGUGUGAACAUUUUGUAAACCUAUGAAAAUUUGUAUUUUCUACUGUAAGAAUGGUAUAUUAAUGUAUGUAGUCCAAAUGUUUUUUUUCUAAAAGUUCUUGUUAGUUAUUGUACUCUAUUAAAAAAGUGAUCCAUUGAUAUUUGAAAUCAUAUCUGUCAUUGCAUUACGGAAAUAAAAAUAUUUAUCUUGGUUAUAUAAG
Lytechinus variegatus (green sea urchin) is the source of this 2257-nucleotide messenger RNA. It is a transcript of the gene ifi30, whose product is annotated as gamma-interferon-inducible lysosomal thiol reductase-like. The record is from RefSeq and is a predicted model, not a curated record. Lineage: Eukaryota; Metazoa; Echinodermata; Echinoidea; Temnopleuroida; Toxopneustidae. The transcript has 5 exons. Bases 127 to 888 code for a protein of 253 amino acids. Gene Ontology annotation, cellular component: lysosome. Gene Ontology annotation, molecular function: oxidoreductase activity, acting on a sulfur group of donors, disulfide as acceptor.